CCUGGAACUGGAGUUAGGGACAGUUGUUGGCCACCAUGUGGGUGCUAGGAACCUAACCUCGGUCCUGUGCAAGAGCAGCCAGUGCUCUUAACAGAGCAGAGAGAGCGAAGCAGGCUCUCCAACCCAGUUUUAUUUUUUAUUACAUUUAUGUGUGUGUGCACACGCAUGCACAUGCCACAGUACAUAUGUGUAAGUCAGUAGAAAACUUGCAGAAAUCAGUUCUCUCCUUUUAUCAGGAGGGUCCCAGGGAAAGAACUCGGGUGGUCCAGCUUUGCCCACUGAGUCAUCUAGCUGCUGGUGAGGAGCUUCUUUGUAGAAAGAGGACAGCGCCAGGCUCUCAGAUUUGUCAGGUGUCAGGGUGAUGCUCAGGGCUUCAGCUCAGCACAGGGCAGCCUUUACCAAGUCGGCCCCUUCCACACACUCGAGCCUGACCCUGGCCUGCCAGUCCCAGCUCACAGACACCAAAAACACUCCCAGUCUUCGCCCAACCAGGACCGACCUCCCAGCCGCACCCCAGUCCUUCGGAUUCCCGGCCCGCCUCUCGACGCAGAGGCUUCUGGGAAAUAUAGUUCUGACUCCCCGAAACACGCACUUCCGCGUUCGGCAGGCAGCGUAGCCAUUUGUGCGGCGUGUGGUAGCCGGUUGCGGCCGGGUUUCGCAGCCCCUCUCCGUCAGCCUCGAGGGGCCUUGCGGAUGCUGACUAGAGGUGGGGAUCAGACUAGCCCUCUAAGAGGCGGGUCGGACGCACCUCGUAACCCAAGUGGGAGGUUGUGACCCCGAGUUCAUCCCGCCGCAGCGUAGUGCACCGCUCAGGUUCAGCCCGGGCCGGCAGACGCCCAGCUCUGCACCUUGCCACACCUGGAGGAAAGCAUGGAAGGGCAAGAUGAGGAGGGCCUGGAGUCCCUGCAAACCUGUGUGCAGAACUUUGUUCUACCUCAAGAAAUGAUCAUUGAAGUUGAGGGAGACGAUGCCGGGACACUGGACAUCAUGCCCCAGAAAAAUCAAGUGGACAGUGAAGGAGGAGGACACCCAAUGUCAAGCUGGCCUCCACAGGAAAGUGCGGACUUCAAGAUUGUGACCGUGGACUUCACCGAGGAGGAACAGAGUACCUGGAACUCUGCCCAGAGAACCCCAGACAGAAAUGUGAUCCUGGAGGGCCACAGGGACCUGUGGGACUUGGCAAGUGUACAUGGAAUAGAAGAAUCAGCCCCAAAGCAGAGCAUUUUUGAUGAAGAACCAUCCCAUGCGGUGAAGAUAGAAGAAUUGUCAAGAGAUGAUCCUUGGCUCUCUUCAUGUGAAGAAUUUGGAGACUCUCAGGACCAGGUGGAGAAGCAAGGGAAAAAAAAAGAGGAAGUGGCCUUCACUCAAAGUACAGCUGGUAUUCAUGAGAGAGCCCCGCAAAGUGAUGAACUUGGGAAGAGUUGUCUGAGUUCCAGUCUCCUUUCAUUCCCCAUGAUACCUCUCAGAAACCAUUUUCAUAAACAGGUAGCACAUGCUAAAAGACUGCAUCAUAAUUUUAUUGCAAAUAGUCAACAGAAGAUUAGUGACAGUGCAAGUCUACAUGAAGAUGGCGACUGUGGAAAAGGCCCUCAGAGCAUUCAUCUUACUCAGUUUACAAGAACUCCAAAAGGAGACAAAUCCUAUGAAAUUAAUGGUAAUAUUCGGUCAGCUAGCCAUGGUACACCCAUAAAUCUACAUGAAAAAGUUCAUAUAGAAAGUAGAACCUUUGGUCUAAAGGGAUAUGGGGAAGUUUUGAACCAUGGCAUAUCUCUUAAUGAACAGCAGAGAGUUCCUGUUGGAGAGAACCAAUAUAAAUAUAGUAAAACUGUUCUCAGUCCAGCUCUUACCAAAUACAUGAGAAACUAUUCUGAAGAGAAACGUUUUGAAUGUAAGCAUUGUGGGAAAUCCUUUAGCUGGAGCUCACAUCUCAUUGCACAUCAAAGAACUCAUACAGGGGAGAAACCUUAUAAAUGCAAUCUAUGUGGAAAGUUCUUCACCCGGAGCUCACAUGUUGUUUCCCAUCAGAGAAUUCAUACUGGAGAGAAACCUUACAGAUGCAAUCAGUGUGGGAAAUCUUUUACCCAGAGAUAUGUGCUUGUGGUGCAUCAGAGAACUCAUACUGGGGAGAGGCCUUAUGAGUGCAACCAAUGUGGGAAGUCAUUCAGGCAGAGCUAUAAGCUUAUUGCACAUCAAAGAACUCACACUGGAGAGAAGCCAUAUGAAUGCAAUCAGUGUGGAAAAUCAUUUAUCCAGAGUUAUAAACUUAUUGCACAUCAGAAAAUUCAUUCUGGGGAAAAACCCUAUGAAUGCAGUCAUUGUGGGAAGUCCUUCAGUCAAAGUUAUAAACUUGUUGCUCAUGAGAGAACUCACACUGGAGAAAAACCUUUUGAAUGUAAUUAUUGUGGGAAAUCAUUCAGCUGGAGCUCUCAGUUGGUAUCACAUCAAAGAACACACACAGGAGAGAAACCUUACGAAUGUAAUGAGUGUGGGAAAGCCUUCAACCGCAGUUCACACCUUGUUAUGCAUCAGAGAACUCACACUGGAGAAAAGCCCUAUCAGUGUAAACAGUGUGGGAAGUCCUUCAGCCAGAGCUAUGUUCUUGUUGUGCAUCAGAGAACGCACACUGGAGAAAAGCCUUAUGAGUGCAACCAGUGUGGGAAAACGUUCAGACAGAGCUCUUGCUUUACUCAGCAUCAGAGAACUCACACUGGAGAGAAACCCUAUGAAUGUAAUCAGUGUGGGAAAACGUUCAGCUUGAGUGCCCGACUUAUUGUGCAUCAACGAACUCAUACUGGGGAAAAGCCCUAUAAAUGUAGCCAGUGUGGGAAAGCUUUCAUUAGUAGUUCUAAGCGCAGUAGACAUCAGGCUACUCAUAAUGAUGAGAAAUCCUGUAAGUACAAGUAAUAGAAUACUUUAGCUGGAAUUUGUUGCUGUUACCCUCUUUAAAAAGGGAUGAAUUUAGUGGAAAUGUAAAAUGAAUGUGCACUGAGUACCUUUUGAUUAUCUCUGUUUUACUGAUAGAAAUAGAAAGGCAGUUUCCUAAUUUUUGACAGAUAAGAAUAUGCGGACUCUGGAAGAAAAAAAAUGUUACAUACUGGCAUAGGUGGUUUCUUGGUGAGAUAACAGCAGGGGCCUUAAGCAUAGAAAAAGGUUAUCUGUAAGCUAGUAGAAGUGGCUUCCCAGUGACAGGUUGGGUAGAAGCUGUACCCAAAAAACUGAAGCGCAAAAGCUGUUACUUUAGCUCAGAAGCCUUCCUUGAACUUGAAUACUGGAGCCUGACAGCUCAGCUUCUCUGUUACUAAAGUGAAUUCUCUGUAAAUUUGAAUGAGGUGUUUCUUCUUAAAAACUCUGACUUAAGAUUAUAGUUGACCAACUGCCUUUGCUCUCCAAUAAUGACUGACUACUAGCCCUUGCUCUUCUGAAAUCCUGGUUCUUCUCUACCACUUGUAUUGACUGGGGAGGUUCUUCCUGAUCCUGUGUGCUCCUACCCAACCAAAGUCCCCACUCCUAUUCAGUUCAAACAGACAGAGCCUCUCAACUCAAUUCUUAGUUUAUGUAUAGGCUUGAGCCAUUCCGGCUCCUCAAGAGGCAUAAAGUGGGUUCCAGCCACAGCUAAACUGUCGAGUCACUUUGGAGUUCCUACCUUUUUGUUCCAGAGAGCUGCUUUUCUACCUCAGUAAAACUUUACUCUUCUGUCCUCAUUCAUCAUUCUUUCCAUCCCAAGACAACAAACCUGGAGCCACUGACUCAAGGAUGAUUUGGGUGGCCAUUGAGUUUUCAGGGCUCUGUUUCUCUGAACUAAUCUUGUCUGAGCCAAGAAAUGGCUUUGUCACACUUAAAGCUCUUUACACAGCAUUUCCAUGUAUCUGGAAAUACAUUCUGAAGAAGGGGAGAGGCCGAUAACUAUGAACUGCGUAUUUUAACUUUGGAAUUUAACGUGCAGAAUCAGUCUUGCCCCCGCAUGGAUGUGGACACCCAGAAUCCCAUCCAUAAGAAGGCUGAGUCCAGAGGAUUAUGAGUUAAAGACAAGCCUGGACUACAUAGUAGGACCCUGUCUUUGAAAAAUGAAAGAAAAAAACCUUCCCUUAAUGAACAUUGCUGCAAACGUAAGAAGCUUUGGUACUUUUCCCUGCAAAAAGCAUUCAGCUCUGAAUCAUGGAAAAUUAAACUUGACAGCCUUUUCUAAAAAGAGUCUAUGAAAUGUUGACACUGGUGACCUGCAGGAACUUGGGCAGGAAAAUACUUUACCCUAUCAAAGUCUACAUGUAAUUUCCCUAUUGGGUAGUUUGUAAUCUAUUUUGUUCUGCACUUUCUGUUCUGACUGAGUAUUUUCUACAAAUAAGGUAAAUGGCUGUGUAAUGAAAUUUGAAAAAUGAAAAUAAUGUAGAACUAUUCAUUUCCAGAAACAUUGUGAUGAAAUGUUAGGGUAUGGAUUAAAAUAAAAAAGGAUUAUGGUUCUCUA
Nannospalax galili (Upper Galilee mountains blind mole rat) is the source of this 4462-nucleotide messenger RNA. It is a transcript of the gene Znf180, whose product is annotated as zinc finger protein 180. Lineage: Eukaryota; Metazoa; Chordata; Mammalia; Rodentia; Spalacidae. Bases 871 to 2904 code for a protein of 677 amino acids. The record is from RefSeq and is a predicted model, not a curated record. Gene Ontology annotation, cellular component: nucleus. Gene Ontology annotation, molecular function: RNA polymerase II cis-regulatory region sequence-specific DNA binding; DNA-binding transcription activator activity, RNA polymerase II-specific. Gene Ontology annotation, biological process: regulation of transcription by RNA polymerase II. The transcript is spliced from 6 exons.